CUCGGAAUCGCAGGUCUAAUACUGCCGUUUGGUUGGGAGGGGAAAGCGAGCGUAAAGCGUAAACAGUCCCACAAUCCAGCACAACAAUGAAGCUUAUAGUGGUCUUAUCGCUUUUAAAAAUCACUUUUGCAACUACUUCAAACUGGACAAAUUUCAAUGAGCUCUUGAUUUUUGACGGAAAUCCUUGUGGCAGACGGGCUGUGCUGGUCAGUGGCGAUCCUAACGAACCAUGUCACAUCUACGGUCAAAACAACCACAUUCAAUUUAUCGAAAACCUUCCGGAUCGGCCAACUAUCCGUAUGAUUAAUCAACAGGAAUGGUCGGCAGUACUCGACGAAUGCCAAAAGCAACUUCUGGCUGCUAAUCCAACAUCGAAUCCUGUUGACAUACAUUUCAUCUAUCCAGGCACAAAAUGGUGUGGGCCAGGAAAUGUUGCCAAUGCUUUCGACGAUCUAGGGACUCAUGUAGCUACUGACACGUGCUGUCGUGAUCACGACAACUGUGGCGACAAAAUGAACCCCGGAGCUUGUAAAAAUGGGUUGUGCAACAACUCGAUCUUCACCAAAUCCAACUGCCAAUGCGAUGAACAACUACGUCAUUGCUUGCUGAACUCGAAUGACGAAGCAAGUUUUCCGGUGGGCUUAAUUUAUUUCAACGUUGCGGCCAUCACCUGCUACCAGCAAACUCCUGAUUGUCUAAAUAAAGAUUUUAGGCAGCGACAACGCAAACAUUUUAGAAACUCGGAUGAAAAUGCGGACCCCGAAAGUGGGUGGUGCUUCAUCCGGCCUCUGCCAUUCAGAAAAUCGAAGAACGAGUUUCGCUCCCUUUGAAAAGCUCAGCACAGCACAAUGACUUGAACCACCUCCAUGAAAUAUCCUGAAAGUCAACUGGAAACAUCUCCUAGUGUUUUACGAUUCUGUAUAAUCAGACAGUUUUCAAUGAAUUAACGCAUAAAUUCGAAUAAUGAAGUUAAACAUGGCUGCAUAGCCUACCUAUUUUAUUUGUUUAACUCCAGAUGUUUGUAUAACGUUUUCUGCUGCAUAACACUGUCAAAAUCAAGGGCAGUGGUUGGUAAGGCACGUUCGACUCCUUGUUCUCUGAAAGGAAAACAUUUAGUUACUAAUGCAGUAUUCCAUUUUGUAGAGAUCCUUAAAUGUCUGUAAAUAUAUCGAAAGCGUAA
Molecule: messenger RNA, 1180 nt
Organism: Daphnia magna
Lineage: Eukaryota; Metazoa; Arthropoda; Branchiopoda; Diplostraca; Daphniidae
Product: phospholipase A2
Exons: 5
Coding region: 87-830 (247 amino acids)
Biological process (GO): arachidonate secretion; phospholipid metabolic process
Source: RefSeq, a predicted model, not a curated record